GGCGAAGAGGCCGCCGGGAAAGGAGGGGCGGGAUGGCGCACGCGCCCAAGGGCCUCGGCCGCUAGCCCGAGCGUAAACAAGGCGCCGCUGAUGAGGGAGAUGAGGAGACGGACGGAGAUGGAGACGAUGAGCCGGGCCGGGCGCCUCCGAGGCUGAGCCUCGCCGCCCUUCUUGCGCUCUCCCCCGCCCGCCCGCCCGCCCGCCCGGCGAAGGACGAGCCACGAGGCCGCCAUGAACUUAGCCAGCCAGAGUGGCGAGGCCGGCCCCGGCCAACUGCUCUUCGCCAACUUCAACCAGGACAACACGUCCUUGGCUGUUGGAAGCGUGUUGGGCUACAAAUUCUUCUCUCUCUCUUCUGUGGAUAAACUGGAGCAGAUCUACGAGUGCAAUGACACCGAAGACGUGUGCAUCGUGGAACGGCUCUUCUCCAGCAGCCUCGUCGCCAUCGUUAGCCUCCGGGCACCUCGCAAGCUGAAAGUCUGCCACUUCAAGAAAGGGACGGAGAUCUGCAACUACAGCUACUCCAACACGAUCCUGGCUGUGAAGCUGAACAGGCAGAGAUUGAUCGUCUGCCUGGAAGAAUCUCUGUACAUACAUAACAUACGGGAUAUGAAAGUUCUGCACACCAUCAGGGAGACGCCUCCUAAUCCUGCGGGAUUGUGUUCCCUCUCCAUAAACAAUGAUAACUGUUACCUCGCCUAUCCGGGGAGCGCGAGCAUUGGCGAAGUCCAAGUUUUUGACACCAUCAACCUGAGGGCUACCAACAUGAUCCCCGCUCACGAUAGUCCGCUGGCUGCCCUGGCUUUCGACGCAAGUGGUACAAAGCUCGCCACCGCCUCCGAGAAGGGCACGGUGAUCCGGGUAUUUUCCAUUCCAGAGGGGCAGAAGCUCUUCGAAUUCCGACGGGGCAUGAAGAGGUGCGUCAGCAUCUCUUCGUUGGCCUUCAGCAUGGAUGGCAUGUUCCUGUCGGCUUCCAGUAACACAGAGACAGUGCACAUUUUCAAACUGGAGACUGUGAAAGAGAAACCUCAGGAGGAACCCACCACCUGGACGGGGUACUUUGUGGAGACCAUUCGGACGUUCCCAAACUACCUGCCCGCCCAGGUGACCGAAAUGUUCAACCAAGGCCGAGCCUUUGCCACGGUCCGGCUCCCCUUCUGUGGGCACAGAAACAUCUGCACCUUGGCCACAAUUCAGAAAAUUCCCCGGCUCUUGGUAGCAGCCGCCGAUGGGUAUCUCUACAUGUACAAUUUGGACCCCCAGGAAGGGGGUGAAUGCACACUGAUGAAACAGCACAAGUUGGAUGGCAGCAUGGAGCCAGCCAAUGAAAUUCUAGAAUCUGCCUCUCACGACAGACCAUUGGUAGCACAGACCUACAGUGCCGCAGUGACCAGAGGCGCUGCUUACAUGCCUUCUUCGCCCACGAGACACGUCUACAACGAAGACCUUGGGGCCGUCGGUGGCGUUUGCCUGGAGGACGACAUCAACGCCCUGCGCCUAGACGAGGACAGCGAGCACCCCCCCAUGAUCCUUCGGACUGAUUGAACUGGUCAAUCGAACUCCCCCAAGUUGUGAACGUCGGCCGGGCGCUUCCGGGGGACGCCUGUCGACGCUGCUACGGACUUCGGCCUGAGCCACGUGUGUGUGUGUGAGAUCCUCGAAGGAAGGCAGACCCCCCUCAAAGCAAAACCUACACACACACACACACACACAAACACACACCCCCAUCCUAGCUUGUAGUGACGGUUCCAUACCACCCCAGGCGGAAGCGCACACCUAGAUUUCACUUCGGUGAAAUCCACCCGCUUUGUUCGUUGUUUAUUUUCUUUCCUUAGCCAGCCAUCAGGAAAAUAACCCCUCUAUAUUUUUUUUCCCCGUUGUUGCCAAACCAACGAAAAGAAAGAAAGAAACCAACACCCCUGCUCUUUAAUUCAGCACCUUUGAGCUUUGCAUGCCUCCUUGUGCCAAGUGAAAAUAGGCGAGCCGAUUCAUUUUAUAACCGUGGGUUUUUUUUUUUUUUUAUUUCUAAAGGAAACGUGUAAGUUUUUCGAACUUCACCCUGGGCCAUUGGCGAGGGGAAGGAAGAGCCGCAAGGAUGAGCUCAAGAUGCUUUAGCUGCUGCUUCUUCUUCUGCCUGGAUGAGAAAAUAAUAACAUUUUUAUUUUUUACAAAAAAAAAGAAAAUCCAAGUGGCUUUUUCUGCGCAUGGCUUGAGGGGCAUGCCUGGAGAAUUUUGAGACACUACUUUUACUAAAGGUCAAGCGUUUCCCCCCCCUCCGAAUCUUUCCUCCCCUUUCGUGAGCCAUUCUCUACGCUUCUUUUCUCUGGUUCUUUUUUGCUUUCUCCCUGCCCCCCCCCCCCCAAAAAGACCAUUUUGGUAAUUAAAACUCUUCCUGAUUCUCAUUUGUGGGGUUGUGGUAUGUGUCCCUCAUUUGUGGGGUUGGUGGGAUUUGUCUCUUCCAACGUGGCCUUUUGUUUCCCAAGCAUCUCCCACCGUAAAGACAAGGUUUCGCCAAGGAGAGAGAGAGAGAGAGAAGGGAAGAGAAAGCUUUAUCUGUCUUUCGGAGCUGUGUGAAGCCAGGAAUCCUGGCUCAGCAGACCACAAUAGGUUGCAUAUGUGAUAGCAAACCAAACCAGGCAGCGGAGAAAUCUUGAGUUUUGAGGGCAUGAGAUUGGAUUUGGAUUGGAUUUAUUACAUUUAUACGCCGCCCUUUUCCCCGAAUUGGGACAUCUGAGGGUGCACACAUUGGCAAUCCCUUAAAUUUGGGAUCUGUGUGUGAACUCCAGAAUUGCUGGGGUGUGAGUCUCCCUUGAUCUCUUUUUCCAUUUUUUUUAAAAAAAAAAUCUAGAUUUCUUCCCUGCCCUGUUCCUGGGAUCCCCGAUCUCCGUUCUUUAGCUUGAGCUUUGACAUACAAAUCUGUCCUGCUUUAUUGGCUUGCUUGAAGAGUGAAAGAAAUGGGCUGUGCUUAUUCCCAGCAUCAUGGUUUGUUACGCCCCUCACCCCCUUGGGCUUCCUACGAUUGUCAUAACCCGGCUAGCGUGUUGUUUUUAACCAAGUGUUAAGCUCUUAACCAGAAAGUAUGUCCCUUCUUAACGUUAGUUUGAUCCGAGCUGUAUAAAGCUACUCGUCUCGCUUCCAAACCCUUCUUUCCCCUGUCUGUAGCUUUCGUAAAACUCUUUGUGAGAAGCUGUUCAAACUCCAGUAGAUCAAUCCUGGGUUUGUUUUCUGCUGCUGGACAAACCCUUAUUUAUUUAUUUUUCUCCUUUUUUCAGAGUUCCUGUGGACGUCGACCUUAAAAUCUCUUACUUCCAGCUUCCUUCUCAGGAGGUUCAUCUCUCUCUCUCUCUUUUGGCAAAUUGCCGUGCCGUGUGUUUUCCCCCUCCGUCACAACUGCACACUGUUAGCUUUAGGGGGGGGUCAAAAGGAUGAAGCCCGAACUUUGGGGUGUCUUCUGAACGGUGUCUUCGAAGAAAGGACUCGUUUGUAGCAUGUCGGUUAAGGCCCACGUGUCGUUCUUUUAAGUUGUGAUUCAAGGUUGAAAGGGAAUCAUGUCCCUGUAUUAUUAUGAUUAUGAUUAUUAUUUGUCUCCUCGGUUGCAGAUUUUCCUCCUCCUCCUCUCGAAGGUGUUACAUGGCCUAACCUGUUGUGUCAUUUCUCACUUUCCAACAGCUUGUGCAAAAGUUGUCGUGUCACGGGGGGGGGGAAAAAAACACGACAAAAGCUUGUUGUUCGCAACUGCCAGGACUGGGAUGAAAGUGUGACCAAAAUCGGAGGAAAAAAAAACCCUGCCUUUUCUUUA
Molecule: messenger RNA, 3799 nt
Organism: Thamnophis elegans (Western terrestrial garter snake)
Lineage: Eukaryota; Metazoa; Chordata; Lepidosauria; Squamata; Natricidae
Gene: WIPI2
Product: WD repeat domain, phosphoinositide interacting 2
Exons: 12
Coding region: 232-1545 (437 amino acids)
Biological process (GO): autophagy of mitochondrion; protein localization to phagophore assembly site; protein lipidation
Cellular component (GO): extrinsic component of membrane; phagophore assembly site membrane; cytosol
Molecular function (GO): phosphatidylinositol-3,5-bisphosphate binding; protein binding; phosphatidylinositol-3-phosphate binding
Source: RefSeq, a predicted model, not a curated record